UAUCACAACAAUUUUCGCCGCGAACCAUGAAACAACAAGAUAUUGUCGAAUUUUUUUCUGAAUUCAGAAAAGUCCGCUGAUGUACCACAAAAAUAUCCAACUAUCCGGCCCGAAAAUAUCCAGUGAUAAUUUUUAAAAUCAUAAAUAAUAAAAACGCACGUCGUGAUCUUGAAAAGCUAAAGAAAGUGAGAUGAUAUUUCCUUCGAUCGGGUUAUGAUAAGUUCUCUUGGUGUUGUCGGUGUCGGUAUUUUGUGAUAAUCUGUUGCACUUUUGAGGUUGAUUUGAGGCACACAAAAAACAAGAUACAACAACAGUGAGAAGGUCGCCGGUAAACAGCAACAAAGUAAACGCGAUGCAUUAGUGUGAGUGUGAGUGUUUUGUGUGUGCGUGUGUGGGGGUGUCAGCGUUUGCCCGAAAAUAUUUACCGUUCAAACAACAGCAAAAGCCGGCAAAAGAGUCGCUCUCUCUCUCUCGUUGUAUCGGUUGUACUCCCGCUGUGCAAAUUGCUCCCCGCCGCCACGCACUAUUGUGAUAAGCUUUUUCCGGGUUAAAAACAAAAAAAGCAACAACAUGUGUGCCCCCAUACAAAAAACACCUCAGCAGCAACAAUGUCCGCCCUGCAAAAGAAGACCAGCAACAAACGCCCUCCUCGUGAUACUCAGCUUCGUCCUGGUCCUGCUCCUGCCCAACCACCCAGUGACGGCCCAGGAGGGCAUCGCCCCCGUCUCACCACAGGUGGCCGCUCUUGCAGCCCCGAGUCCCGCUGCCGUGGGCGCCGCCCCCUCCAUCCUCGAUCAGUUCAGCCCCAAUUGCAGUGCCGUGACGCACAUCUUCCAGGGUAGGGGUAUCGAUGCCAAUGAGAUACCGCAAAAACCAAGUAACGAACGCGUCCUGCGCUACUGCGAGUCCCCGUCGGUGGGAACCUGCUGCACCUACAACAUGGAGACCCGCAUGGCGAUGCAGUCGCGCCAGCAGCUCGAGGGCCACACCAAGGAGCAGAUCACGCGAAUGUCGGGCAUACUGGGCAGCAAGGCCGUCAAAUUCAAUGAUAUUUUCAGCGAAUUGCUGGUGGAGUCAAAGGCCCAGUUCCACACGAUGUUCAUGCGUACCUACGGAGUGAUCUACCAGCAGAAUUCGUACGUCUUCUCGGAUCUGUUCAAGGAGCUGGAGAACUACUUUGCCCGCGGCCGAGUCGAUCUGAUGGAGGUCAUGGACAAGUUUUUCAACACGCUCUACCAGAAGAUGUUCACCGUCCUGAACACCCAGUACGCCUUUGACGAGAAGUACAUGCGGUGCGUCAGCGAGCAUAUGAAGGAGCUGAAGCCAUUUGGGGAUGUGCCGGACAAGCUCUCCGUUCAGAUCAAGCGAUCCUUUGUGGCCACUCGCACCUACGGACAGGCCCUGGCCACGGCUGCCGAGGUGGCCAAGAAGGUGCUCAAUAUCCGACUCAAUGCCGACUGCACGGGCGCCCUGACCAAAAUGCAACACUGCGGGGCCUGCAAGGGAUACACGGAGAAGCCCUGCACCAACUACUGCGUGAACGUGAUAAAGGGCUGCCUCCACUACCAGCACGAGUUCGACGGCGAGUGGGAGAACUUCGCCCUGGCCAUGGACAAGGUGGCCGAGCGUCUACUGGGCUCCUUCAACAUUGUCAUGGUCGUGGAGCCCCUGAACAUCAAGAUAUCCGAGGCCAUCAUGAACUUCCAGGAUUCUGGCCAAGACAUCACCAACCGCGUGUUCCAGGGCUGCGGCAGACCCACUCUAAGGCGAGCCAAGCGCUCCGCUCACCCCAAGCUUCAGGCAGUCCAAGAACUCCAUGUGGAGAGCCCCGCCGAGGCGGACACCCUGGACAUAGACGCCACGCUGGAUGAGGCGAUUGUGCUGAGAGAGCGGAGAGCUGCAGAGCCCGGCUCCCAGGAAAGCUCCGCCCCACCGCAGUCCCAGUCCCAGGAGCAGGGCGUGGGCGGGGGCGGGGGCAAGAAUGGUGGAAACGGGGGCGGUGGCAACCAUCGUCGCCAACAGCAGCGUCGGAAGCAGCAACAGCAGCAGCGAAGGAAGCAGCAGAACAACCGCAACGACAACGACAACGACGACGAUGAGAACGAGAGGGGAGGCGGUGGACGCGAACCGAUACUGGACAGGAUCGUGCGGGACAUACGGCAGCGGGUUAAGGACUACAAGAAGUUCUGGUCGAAUCUGCCGCACUCCAUAUGCAGCAAUGAGGACAUAGCUGCCAGCUCCGAUGUGGAUGUUCUGUGCUGGAAUGGACACACCAUCGAUAGGUACAUGCAUUCGAUCACCACGGAGCACGGCUCCAACCCGGAGUUCAGUGGCAACCCAGCCAACACCCGACAAACGGCUCAGAUGUCCUCGCAGCUGUUCCUUCUGAAGAACGCCGUCAGCCACCUGCGCAACGCCUACAACGGUCAGGAUGUGGAGUGGAGUGAGCAGGAAGAGCCGUAUUUGGGCAGUGGAGCUGGUUCGGGAUCCGGUUCGGAGGAUGACGAGGACGACGACGAAGGCUCUGGCCUGGGUCCUUUCGAGCCGAGCCACAAACCUGACGUGGACCGACCCUCGGUGGAUGCCGACAACGACGACGACGAGGACGGCCAUCCUCAGAUUCCCACACACACUUCCCGGCCAAAUGUGGACGACAAAAAUCCCAUGGUCCACCCUACGCACUUCGACCAUAACGAUCUCGACGAGGAUCAGCAUGGCGAGGGAGAUGACGAGGACGAGGAGCUGGAGGGAGCCCGGGGUGAUGGCGAUUCCAAUGCCGAUGGCGAUGCCACUCGCUCGUCCAGUGCACCAGAGAAGAUGACGCUACGUCGCGCUCUGGUUGUCUACUUGCUGCCCCUCUAUAUGGCGUGGUUCGGCGGCGUCUGCGCCGAUUUGCUGUGAUUAUUCAAUGUGCGACCUCGCAACCUGGAGCUCCCGCCUCCCGCCCCCACACCUCUCAGUCAUUCAUCCGUGAAACAAAAGAAAACGUUAUUAGGAGAACUACACUUUAUAUACGAAAUGCGAGUCCAAAAUUUUAUAAAAACUUUUGAUGGAUGGCAAUCAAAAUGCAAUCAAUCGGGAUAGGAUUAGGUGUAAGCGUGCCAGCCUAGGAGGAUAAGAAUUUAGAGGAGGAGAGAGAAUACGUAACGAUCCCCCAUCAUAUAGUUCAGUAAGAGGCCCCCCUCCCACUCCCCCUGCCUAGGUCUAAGUGCGAAAUUCUAAUUUAUAAGUGAAACGAGAGAGCGCGCGAGUGUGCGAAUGAGUUGAGUAAGUGAAAGCGAACGUGAAUGAAUGCGAGUGCGAAUGUGAGUGAGUGCCUGUUCAAUGUGAUCGUGAUCGUUUAGCAAAAAUUAAACAUAAACACUGUAGCCCCUAGAGACCUAAGCGACAAGCACACACCUACACACCUAUUUAUAAUUUGUAUUAUAUUUAUGCAUAUAGAGCACAGCACACACCUCUGUCUCAGAAUGAAAUCCAUUAACCCGAACAAGAAAAGCAAUAACUACAUAAUGACCCCCAACCUGAGUUAACCCUUAGUUGACUUAUCGUGUGGCCAUAGAAAAGGGUCUGUCCCCUCAUUUGUGUCGUUCACAGACACAUUUGCCAGAAAACAAACGCAUUUCAACUAAACACCCUUCGUAAGCC
This is a messenger RNA of Drosophila obscura, 3645 nucleotides long. RefSeq names its product glypican-6 (gene dlp). The transcript has 8 exons. Gene Ontology annotation, biological process: regulation of protein localization to membrane; regulation of signal transduction; cell migration. NCBI's taxonomy places the organism in Eukaryota, Metazoa, Arthropoda, Insecta, Diptera, Drosophilidae. The coding region runs from base 571 to 2901 and encodes 776 amino acids. Gene Ontology annotation, cellular component: plasma membrane; synapse; extracellular region. The record is from RefSeq and is a predicted model, not a curated record.